This is a messenger RNA of Cylindrotheca closterium, 2205 nucleotides long. Lineage: Eukaryota; Bacillariophyta; Bacillariophyceae; Bacillariales; Bacillariaceae. The record is from the annotation of a GenBank genome assembly.
AUGUCUGUUGAUGAUGGAUCAAGCCUCAUCUCGAUCCUAUCUACCGAUCAUGGUCGGCUAAGACGAGAACAGCGUGACAUUCGCAAACGAGACUUUUCUAAAGCUAUUCGCUAUGGUACUUCGGAACGAUCGUGGGGACGCCGAUGGAAGCUGGAGUACGACGGGAUCAUUUUCAUUGUUGACGACACCAUGUCACGUGAAGUUACAGCGUAUCCAUCUCCCUUGGCGUUCGCUCCUAUCGACACCAAGGACCGUAUCUUACAUAAUCGAGCAAACGAUCUUCUCAAGCUGAAGCCUGAACUUUGCACUAGUCAUACGGUUCUUGUGGUUGAUAAUUCUGGAUCGAUGACCACUCAUGAUAUCAUCUUGCAUAAGAAUCGACAGGUUGCCGCCUAUUCUAUCACGGCUAUGGAGUUUGUCGCAGAGCAGUUAUUUCGAAAGACUGUAACCAACGCUGAUGUACUAACUUUGGUCGAGUUUGAUUCUCGGGCUAGGGAGGUCUUCGCAAGGGAGUCCUUUGACUGGGUUUUGUACAACAACCUUUUGUCUCGUCGCGACGACCGAUCAUUCAUUGAACGCCGAGGCUUGGAUACGCUGGAUGCCAUGUAUGGUGACACCAACUAUCUCGAAGCACUCGAUGCAGCAGACCGCGCAUUACAAUCAGUCGAUCACGAUCGAUGUGCGCUGUCGCUCUUCUUUUUGUCUGAUGGUGCCCCAACGGAUGCACGGUCAUUGGGUAUCACAAAAGAAAUAGCCAAGGAUCGAAUGAUGGCCAAGAUGAAAGAUAUGGCUACCAAAUACGGAGACAAGCUCAAUGUGCACAUGGUGAGCUUUGGAGCAAUUGGCCAAGACUUCUCAGUAAUGAGAGCGAUGGCAGAAGCAGUCUCCGCCGCGGAUAGCGGUGCCAAGUCAGACUUUGUCUAUUGUGGCAAGGCUGCAAACAAAAUUGAAUCAGCUGUGAGUAGCCUGGUGAGUAGUACAACAAUGACCCGAACCCAUCUCUUAAGCAGUGACCGUGGAAAAAAUCGAACAAAGCGCAAUGUCCAGCUUGAAAGUGGAAACAGUCAAGAUCAAUGGAACUAUUUUCCAAUUAGCGGACACUUGGUGUACGAUACCGAAAAUGAUCGAUUCGUCGACAUGAUGGGACUCCCUACUGGAUCCUUUGUUGGUUCAGAUGAGAAAUAUGGAGAAAACCAUCUCAAUGAAUUACACGAAAACCCACCUCCGUUUCUUGCUAUCAAUAGAGAAGCUUUUGGCGUCGGAGCUGAGCGUAUAGCAACAAGAUGCUAUCUGGCGGCUUCCAAAUCUGAACAUACGUUUGAGUUGCAAGCAAUGGUAGCUAAGGAAACAAACCUUGUCGAACGACCUGCCGAUAAUGUUGAAUUUCACAAGACUUUCUGUGAAACUCAAGACCUCGCAGCUUACCUGGCGUACGAGUUCAACACACUCCUCGUGGGAUUGCCAUGGUAUGAAAAGGAUAAGACGCCAACCAUUGCUUUUCUUCCUUGUUCUAUUCUUGUUCUGGAUGACCCCGAUUGGCCAUUCCGUGGAGUACUGGUAGAGAAAAAGCUUAACGUGGAAAAGUACGGUUGGCGAAAGUAUAACGAUAAUGCUGGGGGUGUCGAUGGGAAAUACUAUCAUGCGCCACUUGACAUAGAACGAGAAUUUCAAAAGUUGGAUGAAGUUCAAGACAUGAUUAUUGAAGAAGAAAGCGAAGAAGAGUCGGAAGAGGAAGACGAAGCGCAAGACAAUCAUGUGGCGCUUGCCGAUGGUCGAAAAAUUGAGAAGAAUGACGCAGUCGAGCCAACAGACUAUGUACAAGCCUUUACUCAUUUUACGUACCUCUUCACAGCAAGGCAGGUGAUGGUCUGCGACUUGCAAGGUGUCUACAACUACGAUCUUGUUCCUCCGACCUUCGAAUUGACCGAUCCUGCUAUCCAUUAUAGGUCCAAGAAAGGCCGGCGUCAUGUAUUUGGCCGUACGGACGAUGGAGAAGCUGGAAUGGACAAGUUCUUCAAGACUCACAAAUGUAAUCAGGUUUGUAAGAUGAUGCAGCUCAGUCGCAGAAACAGGAACUGGAGAAAGAAGUGGCGCACUGACCACAAACCGCACAGAGGAAGAAAAAAUGCCCCUGGAGUUGCUCAUAAGCCACCUCCCCCAAGUACAAUUCGUGGCUUUUUGCGAAGCAAAAUGGGAUGGGAGUGA